AUGGGCAAUCGUCAUAGCCAGUCUUACUCCCUCUCAGAAGGUAGUCAACAUUUGCCCAAAGGGGACAUCCAACCCUCGGCAGCCGUGAAGCCUCUCAGCCACGCACCAGGGAAUGGAGAGCCAGAGGCCCAACAGCCUGCCAAAGCGAGAAGUCAUCAAGGUUUUGAUGUGGAUCAGGAUGCCAAAAUGCUGAACGAAGCCUGCAAAGGAAUGGGAACCGAUGAAGCAGCCAUCAUUGAAAUCUUAUCAAGCAGGACAUCGGAUGAGAGGCAACAAAUAAAGCAAAAGUACAAGGCAACGUAUGGCAAGGACCUGGAGGAGGUGUUCAAGAGCGAACUGAGUGGAAGCUUUGAGAAGACAGCCUUGGCCCUCCUGGACCGCCCCAGCGAGUAUGAUGCCCGCCAGCUGCAAAAGGCCAUGAAGGGUCUGGGCACAGAUGAGGCAGUGAUCAUCGAGGUCCUGUGCACAAGAACCAAUAAGGAGAUCAUGGCCAUUAAAGAAGCCUACCAAAGGUUGUUUGACAGGAGCCUUGAAUCAGAUGUCAAAGCUGAUACAAGUGGAACCCUAAAGAAAAUGCUGGUGUCCCUGCUACAGGCUAAUCGUGAUGAAGGAGAUGAGGUGGACAGAGAUCUAGCUGGUCGGGAUGCCAAGGAUCUGUAUGAUGCAGGGGAGGACCGCUGGGGCACUGAUGAGCUUGCCUUCAAUGAAGUCUUGGCCAAGAGGAGCCACAAGCAAUUACGGGCCACCUUUCAAGCCUACCAGAUUCUCAUCAACAAAGACAUCGAAGAGGCCAUUGAAGCAGAAACGUCGGGAGACGUGCAGAAGGCCUACUUAACUCUUGUGAGGUGUGCCCGGGACCAGGAGGGCUAUUUUGCUGACCGUCUGUACAAGUCCAUGAAGGGUGCAGGCACCGAUGAGGAGACACUAAUUCACAUCAUCGUGACCAGGGCUGAGGUGGACCUUCAGGGGAUAAAGGCAAAGUUCCAAGAGAAGUAUCAGAAGUCUCUGUCUGACAUGGUUUGCUCAGACACGUCUGGGGACUUCCAGAAACUGCUGGUGGCCCUCUUGCACUGA
Messenger RNA from Puma concolor (puma), 1074 nucleotides. It is a transcript of the gene ANXA13, whose product is annotated as annexin A13. Gene Ontology annotation, molecular function: phosphatidylserine binding; calcium ion binding; calcium-dependent phospholipid binding. NCBI's taxonomy places the organism in Eukaryota, Metazoa, Chordata, Mammalia, Carnivora, Felidae. The record is from RefSeq and is a predicted model, not a curated record. Gene Ontology annotation, cellular component: vesicle membrane; nucleus; cytoplasm.